Messenger RNA from Blumeria graminis f. sp. triticale, 780 nucleotides. The record is from the annotation of a GenBank genome assembly. Lineage: Eukaryota; Fungi; Ascomycota; Leotiomycetes; Helotiales; Erysiphaceae.
AUGGUCUACAUCUACGCCUUACUCUUGAUACCACGCACCUUAUCUAACACUCCUGGUCGUAUUGUCUUCAGCAACACACAUGUGAUAAGUAAUGUCGUGAGUACAUAUCACAAUGAUGUCUAUAAACUUUCCAAUCCCGAAUUCCCGAAACCUGAAGACGACUCUGGUAUUUUUAUGACUAUGGAUGACUCACGUUCUCCAGGAACUCAUCACGCGGUCUAUAGUGCUCCAUAUAUGCCAUACGCUGAUAUGAUGGCCAGAAUUAUGGGCGGAGCAUCACCCUUGACAGAUGAACAAGUCAUUAAUCUUGACAAAGAUGCUAUUGCAGUUCAAGAAUGCCACCAAUAUCUUCUAAAUAAAGCCCAGGAAGUUGAUAUAGUGAUGCCACUAAGUUUUUUGAAUGUGCGAGCAUUUGUGUGGUAUCUAGGUAGACCUCAUCUACUCAUUGGAUGCGGUGGAAAUAAGCGUGCAUGGUUCAUAGGGACUACACUCAAGGGAAGAGACAGAUUAAGACCAUUAGAUGGAGCUUUGAUGUUAGUUACUCAAAGGUACGGGAAGGGAGAAAGUCUCGUGAAAAAAAGGAUGCUGGGCGUUGAGCUGGACCUGAAGAGAAGUCGAAAAAUCAACCCAGAAGUAGAUCCUUCCACCGACGGAAGUGACUACAUAGUAAGAUUAUCGAAUCCAGGAGAGAAAAUGCCUGGCGUUCUUAUCGACUGGUAUGAAUGCAGUCUUUCCAAGAGCUCAUCACCCAAAAUCUUCAAGUGGGGUGCACGAUCUUAA